GUGGUUCAGAUGUGAAAAUGAAAAUGAGCAAGAACUCCUACUGUAUAGAGUGUCCCCUUUCACGCCUAUUCACCGGAAAGGAGGACAGCAUAAAUACCAGUGCUUCCAAAAGAGCAAACAGGAGACAUUGCAAGACAGGAGGCAAGGGAAGAUGACAUCGACCAGCCUAAGCUCGAGGACAAUGUGGCUGGCUCUGCUUUGGAUUUUGUAUCAUUUUUGCCCGAUUGUCCAGGGUCAAGGCCUGGCUACAUGUAUCGUAGAUGAAACAUACAGGAAACAAACCGACGCUGACAUCCAGGUGACCUGUGGCACAGCGAUAAUGGACCUGAGCAUCCUAAUAUGUCCAGUCUAUUUCGAUGGGUACAAUGAAACACUUAUGGCCUUAAAUGCUAAGUAUGACAAGCCUGAGUGUCACGGGACCCCUGACUGGUCAGUCAACCCCCCCGUCUUACGAUUUAAACUCCCCAUCUCUGAAGAUGGCAUUUCUGCCUGUUCUAGCAAGAUGAAGAUCACGCAUCAAGUUGGCACAGGCGAUUUUUCAGACUAUUCCAGCGUUCAAUAUGUUAACAUCUCUGGAAUAAUCAAUUCUGUGGAUCCCAGUGCUGGCACCAUCACUUACCGAGAAGAGAUGAUGUAUAUCUUCUCCUGUCGGUAUCCACUCCAAUACCUCAUCAACAACACUCAGAUGAGUGUAUCUGGGGUGAGUAUAGCAAUCAACGACAACAACGGCACGUUUAUCAGCACCCUCAGCAUGCAGCUAUACGAGGAUGAAUCCUAUGAACAACCCCUCCAGAUGCCUGAUGAAGGACUGAAGCUGAAGAGAAGGAUUUUUGUGGAAGUCAAGGCUUCAAACCUCACAAAAAAGUUUAAUGUACUUCUGGACCGAUGCUAUGCAACAACCCGUCCCAUUCCAUCCAAUAGCACCUACUAUGACCUGUUUGUGGGGUGCAACCGUGAUGGACAGACGGUUAUGGCGAUUAACGGUGAUGAACAGAAGGCACGCUUCUCCUUUGAGGCCUUCCGAUUUGUGGAGCACAAGGACCAGACUGUAUCCACCUUCUACUUGCACUGUGCCACCAGGCUCUGCGAACUGUCCUCGUGUGCCUCCCUACGGCCGAACUGCUCUGCUGCAGUCGUCCCCAGGAGGAAACGAGCAUUGGAGACGGAGGAAGAAACAUCGGUGAGCGACGUGGCCAUGGUCUCCUCGGGCCCAAUCACAACCCAAGUGGACAACGGUGGCCAUGUAGCAAUGGCUUCCCAAGCAGGCACCGAGAGAGGACACCAGAUCAUCAAGGGUGUGUCUGUCGCCGUGGGGAUCCUGGGCACGCUCUGCGUCGUCUUGGUGCUCUUUAUCGUUUACCGGAUUUACUCCUCUAAAAGAAGGGACGAACAGAAGAGGCCUUUCAACUAGCGACAGCUUCAAAUCUGAGAAAGGGACCACGGCAGUGACUGUUUGAUGGAGUCAAUGAACAAAAUAAAAAGGAUCUGCUUUCAUAUUCAUAGUUCAAGAUUGCAUGCAUCGUAUACCAUAGCAUGAUAGUCUGUUUUAAGAUAAACUCACUUACUGGAAUCAAGGACUGCAUAUCUGUCUCCUGUAUACUUUAUGUAAUGGGGCUCUGUUUAUUGGGAUUGUACAACCACACAAAGGUCAUAUCAGUGUAUAUUUGGGGGGUUGUGGCAUCUGUUAAAAAACGGCCACUAAAUGUACAGUAUUGGCAUUAAGAUCAAGGUUUUCAGAAUACGUCCUUUUGUGAAUGGGGUUAUAUAGGGGUAAUUUUCAAUGCCAUCAUACAUACUCAAACUUUAAUAUUACUCCUGUUGAAUAGACUACAGGCUUUACUCCGUUUUCUUUUCUGUCAAAAACUGGUGUAUAAAAGAUUAAUGGCUACAAAACUUUAAACAAUCUCAUUUCAUU
This is a messenger RNA of Conger conger (European conger), 1915 nucleotides long. Its product is annotated as zona pellucida-like domain-containing protein 1. Gene Ontology annotation, cellular component: cell surface. The coding region runs from base 152 to 1411 and encodes 419 amino acids. Lineage: Eukaryota; Metazoa; Chordata; Actinopteri; Anguilliformes; Congridae. The record is from RefSeq and is a predicted model, not a curated record. The transcript is spliced from 12 exons.